This is a messenger RNA of Haliotis rufescens (red abalone), 425 nucleotides long. RefSeq lists its product as uncharacterized. The record is from RefSeq and is a predicted model, not a curated record. NCBI's taxonomy places the organism in Eukaryota, Metazoa, Mollusca, Gastropoda, Lepetellida, Haliotidae. The coding region runs from base 119 to 346 and encodes 75 amino acids. The transcript is spliced from 3 exons.
AAAAUGGAUUGUUCCCACCGAUCAGACUUGCCUAUAAAAGACGAGAGUUCGCCUUCCACUCCAGCCACUUCCAUUUUCUACAGACAAGCAAAACAACGUCCUCAGCAACACAGACAUCAUGAAGGUCCUCGUCAUCCUCGCUCUUAUGGCAUUCGCUGCCUACCAGGUAACAGAUGCUCGUAUGAACGCCUUCACCUGUUCCACCACAGACUGCUUCAGCUACCUUGACGGUCCAUUCUGCAUCUCCAACGGCUCCGUCGUCUGUGACAACUGCAUCCGGGACAAGAUGCUUUGCGCUGACACCAGCCUCAGCUCCUCCGACUGCAACCAGCCCUGCGAUAAAUAGGACUGAUUAUAUGACGAUAUAGAUAGUUGAUGAAUGUAAACUUGAUGGCCUAUUCACAUCAAUAAAUAUUGUGCAGCAA